This is a messenger RNA of Scheffersomyces amazonensis, 1172 nucleotides long. RefSeq lists its product as uncharacterized. NCBI's taxonomy places the organism in Eukaryota, Fungi, Ascomycota, Pichiomycetes, Serinales, Debaryomycetaceae. Bases 119 to 949 code for a protein of 276 amino acids. The transcript has 2 exons. The record is from RefSeq and is a predicted model, not a curated record.
UUAACUAUAUAAGGGGAUAAUAUAUCUUUUGUAAAUUAUUUUGUUUGACAAUUUUUCGCUCGAUGUCUCUUUUUUUUUACAACCAAUUCUGAUUUAAACCUAUACAAAUUUCACCAAAAUGGCAGCAAAUGAAUUAAACUUAAGAAGAGGUGUAAAUGACGUCUAUCUUAAAUAUAAUUGUAGAACUGAAAAGUGUCUUGAACGAAAUGAUCAAAUCAUGUUCAUCCCAUUUACAAGUAUAACUUUAAAUUUUGAUUUAAAGAUUAAUGGUAAUCAACUUUAUGAUCAAAACUAUGACUCUCUAGUUGAUACAAUCAGUAAUGAGAUAUCUCAAUCUGAAUAUUGGAAAAAGUUGAAUUUUAAAGUUGAUACAAUAGUAGAUGAUGAAUUUAGUUUUAGGAUUGUAAUACAUUGCAAUAUAUUUAAUAACAUUAUUAAUGAGUUUCUUGAUUUAAAUAAUUCCGGUAAAAUUACUACAAUUUUUGAUGAAAAUAUUGAUGUACUUCGAGAAAUCCAUAUAAUUAUUGAAUAUCAAACUGAGAUGACUAGUUUAUUGCUUAAAGAGUAUUUAAAAGAUGUAAACUAUGUGAUUACAAGUUUGCUUAUUAAUUUAGAAUACAUUUUCCCAUUAAUAUUUUCAGUUUAUGGACGGCAAUUCUUUAAUUUAAACUAUAGUAACAUCAAAAGAGUUCUUUAUGAACUUAAGAAUGAUCAAAUUAAUGAAACACAAUGUGAAUCUUAUAUAUUACAUCAAGCAUUAAUUCAUAAUUUAAUGAAGGUGCAAGCUCGAAUUUUAACUGAAUUUAAUAUCAUUAAUGUAUUAAAGGAAUCAGAUCAAUCUAAUUAUAGGUCUAGAGUAUUACGGAUUAAUAAAGGAAAAACUAGUGACACAAUGGCUGUUAAAAAUUUUCCUUAUUCCUUGGCAUUAAUUGAAAUUAAUAAUAAAUAAACAUGACUUAAGGUUAUUAUAGUUAAUAAUUAUUGCAGCAACGGCAAUUGAAAAAAAGUGAAAACUUUUGAAAAAUUCUGUGGCACCCCCAAUUUAAACACCGACUAAUAUUGGGGGAACACACCUUUAAAACAUAGGGGGAAGGCUUACAUAGUCAAAUAAAAUCCCCCCACUUUCAUGUAUGCUAGUACCGGAAGGUGAUUCCACACUAUUUAUAUAGUUU